CGUAGUUAUUGAAAGUACUAUUGAAAAUUGAUAGAAACAUACACUAUUUUCUUUCAGUGGGUAAUUCGUAGUUGAAUCUUAAUUGGCAUUUGGUUGGGCAGUUGGGACAGCCAUUUCUGCUCUCAUCUCUACGAAAACAUGAAGUUCGGGAAGGAACUGGCUUCCCAGAAGGUUCAGGAAUGGGGGGAAGCAUACAUGGAUUACAACUCUCUAAAGGGAGUUCUGAAAGAUAUCUCCAGAUUCCGGCGACGGAAUGCGGCGGCGCAAUCAUCUGUUCCGGCGGCGGCGACGGCGACGCGGAAGAAUUCGUUGAAGAGAAGGCUGUCAAUGUACCGAGCUUUCAGCGGAUUGACGAAUCGAUUGAGCAGCCCGAGAGGCGGUACUCCGAGGAGCGAUCAUGAAGAUGAAGUUAUACUGGUGAAUGCUGUGGAGCAGGAAGGGAUUGGAGGGGAGCAGUAUCAAACAAUGUUCCUUAUGUCGUCGGAAGCGGGAGGAGAAUACGAGCUGGUGUUCUUCAGACGGCUUGACGAUGAGUUCAAUAAAGUUGUAAGGUUUUACAGAGAAAAGGUGGAGGAAGUGAGGAAGGAAGCGGAUGAGCUAAGCAAGCAAAUGGAUGCACUUAUAGCUCUCCGGAUAGUCGUAGAGAAGCCUCCAGUGGAUAUCAAUGCCGACCAGACAAGAGAUUCUGCAGCCAUUGAAGCUAAUAAGUCACAUAUGGAUGCAAUACAAGAAAUUGAGAUGAGCGGUGAAGAGGUUGGAGAAGAUGAUGGUGGAACAUCUGCAGGAACUGCGACAAUGGCUGAUCAGAACACAAGGAUUAUUGAAGAGAAGACUAACAACUUCACAGAUUUCAGGCCUGCUCCGUUACACGUGUUGUACGAUGUAAGAGUCAACAUCCAACCUGAAACUCCCAUCUCCACUUUGAAGAACAUUUUGAAGGCAUCAAAUUCUGAACUCAAAUACAGCCGGGCCGAGCUAAGGAAGGCUGAAGAAAGAUUGAGAAAGGCAUUCAUGGAGUUCUAUAGAAAGCUUAGACUUCUCAAGAGUUACUGUUUCUUGAACACAUUGGCAUUUUCCAAGAUCAUGAAGAAAUAUGACAAGAUCACUUCAAGGAAAGCUUCAAGGUCAUACCUAGAGAUGGUUGAUAAGUCUUAUCUUGGAAGCUCAGAUGAGGUUAGUAGACUCAUGGAAAGAACAGAAGCCACAUUCAUAAAGCACUUUGCCAAUGGAAAUAGAAGGAAAGGAAUGAGUGUUUUAAGGCCUCAUGUGAAGCGCGAGAAGCACAGAAUCACAUUUUUUCUUGGCUUGUUCUCGGGCUGUUCAAUAGCAUUAAUUGUAGCUAUUAUUGUUUCUAUACGUGCUAGAAAUCUUCUUCAACACCAAGGGAGUAAUCAGUUUAUGGAAAAUAUAUUCCCACUUUACAGUUUAUUUGGAUUCAUUGUCUUACAUAUGCUCAUGUAUGCUGGGGACAUAUACUUCUGGAGGCGAUACCGCAUAAAUUACCCCUUUAUAUUUGGCUUCAAGCAAGGAACAGAACUUGGUUAUCGAGAAGUUCUCCUCCUUGCUUCAGGCAUUUUUGUACUUGCUUUGGCUGCUGUUCUCUCGCACUUGGAUAUGGAAAUGGACCCUGUAACAAGAACUUAUAAGGUGCUCACCGAGUCAGUUCCAUUGAUCCUGAUUUCUGUUCUGCUAAUAAUAACAUUCUGCCCUCUCAACAUCGUGUAUCGAUCAAGUCGUUUCUUCCUCAUCAGAUGCGCCUGGCACUGCAUCUGUGCUCCUCUUUUUAAAGUGACCCUGCCUGAUUUUUUCUUGGCAGAUCAACUUACCAGCCAGGUUCAGGCCAUCAGGAGCUUUGAAUUCUACAUCUGUUACUAUGGAUGGGGAAACUUCAGACAAAGAUUAAACAAAUGUCAGGACAGUGAUGUGUAUCAAAUCUUUUAUAUAAUUGUAGCAGCAAUCCCAUUCGUUGUUCGGUUACUUCAGUGCCUUCGUCGCUUGUUCGAGGAGAAAGACAAUAGCCAAGGGCUGAAUGGUCUCAAGUACUUCACAACAGUGGCUGCACUGGUGCUAAGAACACUGUAUGAGCUAAAGAAAGGAACAACUCUGAAAGUCCUGGCAGCAGUCUUUUCAGGGAUCACGACCAUCACCAAUACGUACUGGGACAUUGUUAGAGAUUGGGGUCUGUUGCAGAGGAACUCCAAGAACCCUUGGUUGAGGGACAAGCUCCUUGUUCCAAACAAGGCUGUCUACUUUGUUGCAAUUAGGAACUCCAAGAACCCUUGGUUGAGGGACAAGCUCCUUGUUCCAAACAAGGCUGUCUACUUUGUUGCAAUUGUGGUGAACAUCAUUUUGAGGCUGGUGGUGAACAUCAUUUUGAGGCUGGUAUGGAUGCAAAUGAUUCUGGGUUUUAAAGUUCCAUUCCUCCAUAGGAAAGCCAUGACUGCCGUUGUUGCCUGUCUGGAAAUCAUCCGCCGCGGCAUUUGGAACUUUUUCAGGUUGAAGCUGCAUAUGUUUCUGGUUAGUAGACUCAUGGAAAGAACAGAAGCCACAUUCAUAAAGCACUUUGCCAAUGGAAAUAGAAGGAAAGGAAUGAGUGUCUUAAGGCCUCAUGUGAAGCGCGAGAAGCACAGAAUCACAUUUUUUCUUGGCUUGUUCUCAGGCUGUUCGAUAGCAUUAAUUGCAGCUAUUAUUGUUUUGGUACGUGUUAGAAAUCUUCUUCAACACAAGGAGAGUGAUCAGUUUAUGGAAAAUAUAUUCCCACUUUACAGUUUAUUCGGAUUCAUUGUCCUACAUAUGCUCAUAUAUGCUGGGGACAUAUACUUUUGGAGGCGUUACCGCAUAAAUUACCCCUUUAUAUUUGGCUUCAAGCAAGGAUCAGAACUCGGGUAUCGAGAAGUUCUCCUCCUUGCAUCAGGCAUUUUUGUACUUGCUUUGGCUGCUGUUCUCUCGCACUUAGAUAUAGAAAUGGACCCUGUAACAAGAAGUUAUAAUGUGCUCACCGAGUCGGUUCCAUUGAUCCUGAUUUCUGUUCUGCUAAUAAUAACAUUCUGCCCUCUGAACAUUGUGUAUCGAUCAAGUCGUUUCUUCCUCAUCAGAUGCGCCUGGCACUGCAUCUGUGCUCCUCUUUUUAAAGUGACCCUGCCUGAUUUUUUCUUGGCAGAUCAACUUACCAGCCAGGUUCAGGCCAUCAGGAGCUUUGAAUUCUACAUCUGUUACUAUGGAUGGGGAAACUCCAGAGAAAGAUUAAAAAAAUGUCAGGAAAGUGAUGUGUAUGAAAUCUUUUAUAUAAUUGUAGCAGCAAUCCCAUUCGUUGUUCGGUUACUUCAGUGCCUUCGUCGCUUGUUCGAGGAGAAAGAUAAUAGCCAAGGGCUGAAUGGGCUCAAGUACUUCACAACAGUGGCUGCACUGGUGCUAAGAACACUGUUUGAGCUAAAGAAUGGAACAACCCUGACAGUUCUGGCAACAACCUUUUCAGGGAUCACGACCAUCGCCAAUACGUACUGGGACAUCGUAAUAGAUUGGGGUCUGUUGCAGAGGAACUCCAAGAACCCUUGGUUGAGGGACAAGCUCCUUGUUCCAAACAAGGCUGUCUACUUUGUUGCAAUUGUGGUGAACAUCAUUUUGAGGCUGGUAUGGAUGCAAAUGAUUCUGGGUUUUAAAGUUCCAUUCCUCCAUAGGAAAGCCAUGACUGCCGUUGUUGCCUGUCUGGAAAUCAUCCGCCGCGGCAUUUGGAACUUUUUCAGGUUGGAGAAUGAGCAUCUGAAUAACGUUGGAAAAUAUCGAGCGUUCAAGUCUGUGCCAUUGCCAUUUAACCAUGAAGUGGACAGGAGCAUGUAGCGCUUCACAAAUGACAAUGCCUUUUUUGCCUUAUUUGUAUCUCUUUUUUUUGUUUUCGGAAUUC
Molecule: messenger RNA, 3901 nt
Organism: Ipomoea triloba (trilobed morning glory)
Lineage: Eukaryota; Viridiplantae; Streptophyta; Magnoliopsida; Solanales; Convolvulaceae
Product: phosphate transporter PHO1 homolog 3-like
Exons: 23
Coding region: 139-3837 (1232 amino acids)
Biological process (GO): cellular response to phosphate starvation; phosphate ion transport
Cellular component (GO): plasma membrane; trans-Golgi network; Golgi apparatus
Molecular function (GO): inositol hexakisphosphate binding
Source: RefSeq, a predicted model, not a curated record